AUGACCUCAGCAUUCAGACGAACACCUUCCAGAAUGUCCAACGAAUACAUUCUCUUCGACCUGCCAAGCCGAGGCACUCCGACCGGAUGGUCUCUCAAUCCAUGGAAGGCACGCCUCGUCCUCAACUACAAGAACCUGCCCUACAAAACCCAAUGGGUUGAGUACCCUGAUCUAGCUCCCACCUACAAGUCCUUUGGCAUCCCACCCAACGACCCGAAGACCAACGCAGCCGCCGAGUACUCAAGCCCAGCCAUCAAACACCCCGAUGGACACUUCACAAUGGACUCUCUCGCCAUAGCUCACGGACUCGAGGAAUCUCACCCAAGCCCAUCUCUUCACCUGGACAGCCCGGUCAACGAGCGUGCUCAAACCGCCAUAUUAGACUUUCAAAAAGCUCUCGCUGCCGUGAUCAUGCCCCGUGUGCCUGAAAUGCUCCUGAACCCUCCAAGUGAAGAAUACUUCCGCAGAACGAGGGCGAAGCGCUUCGGUAUGGAGUUGGCAGAUUUGGCGAAGAGUGAGCAGGCGGGUGAGACGGCUUGGAAGAAUGCGGAGCCUGCGUUGGAGAAGAUCAAGGCGCUGCUUUGUGAAGAUGAGAGUGGUCCGUAUGUUCUCGGCAAGGAGGCGAGCUUUGCAGACUUUAUUUUGGCUGGGGCUUGGAGGUUUUAUGAGAGGAUGGAUAAGGAUGGGGACUUGCUUGGCAGGAUCAUGAAGUUUGACGAAAGUUUCCCAAGGCAUCAUGAGGCGUGUAAGAAGUGGUUGGAGAGGGAUGAUUGA
Molecule: messenger RNA, 774 nt
Organism: Fulvia fulva
Lineage: Eukaryota; Fungi; Ascomycota; Dothideomycetes; Mycosphaerellales; Mycosphaerellaceae
Product: Glutathione S-transferase-like protein ustS
Exons: 2
Coding region: 1-774 (257 amino acids)
Source: RefSeq, a predicted model, not a curated record